Messenger RNA from Fomitopsis serialis, 893 nucleotides. RefSeq lists its product as uncharacterized. The record is from RefSeq and is a predicted model, not a curated record. The transcript has 2 exons. The coding region runs from base 232 to 855 and encodes 207 amino acids. NCBI's taxonomy places the organism in Eukaryota, Fungi, Basidiomycota, Agaricomycetes, Polyporales, Fomitopsidaceae.
GCUGUGCGUUCACUCGAUCUCAAACUGCUGCCUCAUGCCGCGAAUGCAGGCAUGAGCCACCCUGUGGACACCGUCGUCAACACCGACUAGCUCGGCACCCCCGCCGGCCUUCCCUGACUCUGUCUACACGACGACGAGCCCGGCAUCUUGGAUGACGACGCUGACACACCCGGUUCACCCACUACCGCUUCCCGGGCCAUCCCGCGCUACUACCGGCUACCGAGAUGCCAGAUGUGUUACGCUAGGUUACCGUCUCGUAGACCCCGCCCUGACGCGCACUGUCUAGUUCGCGUCUCGAACACCCCACACUGUCUGCGUCUCUGGACGCGCAGCGCACCAGCAGCCCGCCUCUCCUCCCCGAUUUCCCGUGCUCUCGACGCACGCACCAACCCUCCAUACCGAGCUAACACCACCCGGCAUGCCGAAAAUGACGGAGAUGUGCACGGAGCCGACGUGCCCGAUGACGACGCCAGGACUGGACGUGGCCGCCCCGUCUCGCGUCGGGAAACACGCCGCUCGCUGGGAAGGGACAGAUUAGAUUGCAAAGGCAUUCGCGCACGGAGAGAGCUUGCGAGCGGAGAAGAUGCAUCACGACGAGCAACGAAGGAUACAUGCCGGCAAAUUGAAGACGCGUCGAGUACCGACGCACGACUGAGUCGCUCGGGGCCGGCGAUACGCGCAAGACGCAGCGCUACACAAGAGACAGCGUACAAGAGGGCACGUUGUGAGCUGCGUUCUGAAUUAGGGCGAGACACGUACCACGAGGAGUGCAGACGGCCGCGAGUACACGCGAGAACCUGCGGCAAAGACGUCUGCGCGCUAGGGAUUGCGGCAGUAGGUAGACGAGCGAGAUGAUGUUCGGGUGAGCAGCGCGCGGAACAAUUAGCAAGGAG